Molecule: messenger RNA, 1959 nt
Organism: Lipotes vexillifer (Yangtze River dolphin)
Lineage: Eukaryota; Metazoa; Chordata; Mammalia; Artiodactyla; Lipotidae
Gene: GUSB
Product: glucuronidase beta
Exons: 12
Coding region: 1-1959 (652 amino acids)
Biological process (GO): carbohydrate metabolic process
Molecular function (GO): carbohydrate binding; signaling receptor binding; beta-glucuronidase activity
Source: RefSeq, a predicted model, not a curated record
AUGCUCCGGGGGCUGGCGGGCACCUGGGCCGUGCUAGGCGCGCUGCUCUGGGGCUGCGGGCUGGCGCUGCUGCAGGGCGGGAUGCUCUACCCCCGGGAGAGCCGGUCGCGGGAGCGCAAGGAGCUGGACGGCCUCUGGAGGUUCCGCGCCGACUUCUCCCAGAACCGGCGCCAGGGCUUCGAACAGCAGUGGUACCGGACGCCGCUGCGGGAGUCGGGCCCCAGCCUGGACAUGCCGGUUCCCUCCAGCUUCAACGACGUGGGCCAGGAUGGGCGGCUGCGGAGCUUCGUUGGCUGGGUGUGGUAUGAACGGGAGGCCACCUUGCCCCAGCGAUGGACCGAGGACCUGGGCACAAGAGUGGUGCUGAGGAUCGGCAGCGCCCACUACUACGCCAUCGUGUGGGUGAAUGGGGUCCAUGUGGCAGAGCAUGAGGGGGGCCAUCUCCCCUUCGAGGCUGACAUCAGCAAGCUGGUCCAGAGUGGGCCCCUGUCCUCCUGCCGCAUUACCAUCGCCAUCAACAACACGCUCUCCCCCAACACCCUGCCGCCAGGGACCAUCCUCUACAAGACGGACACCUCCAAGUACCCCAAGGGUUACUUUGUCCAGAACACAAACUUUGACUUCUUCAAUUACGCGGGACUGCAUCGGACUGUGCUCCUCUACACCACGCCUACCACCUACCUCGAUGACAUCACCGUCACCACCGACGUGGACCAAGACACUGGGCUGGUGAAUUACCAGAUCGUCGUCCAGGGCAGUGAGCACUUCCAGCUGGAAGUCUGUCUUCUGGAUGAGGAAGGCAUGGUCGUGGCCAAGGGGACAGGGGGCCGGGGCCAGCUGCAGGUGCCCAGUGCCCACCUCUGGUGGCCGUACCUGAUGCACGAGCACCCUGCCUACCUGUACUCGUUGGAGGUGAAGCUGACCGCACAGACGGCUGCUGGGUUUGUGUCUGACUUCUACACCCUGCCCGUGGGGAUCCGCACCGUGGCUGUCACACAGAGCCAGUUCCUCAUCAACGGGAAGCCUUUCUAUUUCCACGGGGUCAACAAGCAUGAGGAUGCAGACAUCCGAGGGAAGGGCUUUGACUGGCCGCUGCUGGUGAAGGACUUCAACCUGCUUCGCUGGCUGGGCGCCAAUGCCUUCCGCACCAGCCACUACCCCUACGCAGAGGAGGUGAUGCAGCUCUGCGACCGCUAUGGGAUCGUGGUCAUCGACGAGAGUCCUGGAGUGGGCAUCGUGCUGGCCCAGAGCUACAGCAACGUGUCUCUGCAGCACCACCUGGAGGUGAUGGAGGAGAUGGUCCGCAGGGACAAGAAUCACCCGUCUGUUGUGAUGUGGUCUGUGGCCAACGAGCCUGCUUCCUUCCUGAAACCAGCUGGUUACUACUUUAAGACGCUGAUUGCCCACACCAAAGCCUUGGAUCCCUCCCGGCCCGUGACCUUUGUGACCAACUCCAACUAUGAAGCAGACCUGGGGGUGCCAUAUGUGGAUGUCAUCUGUGUGAACAGUUACUACUCCUGGUAUCAUGACUACGGGCACAUGGAAGUGAUUCAGCUGCAGCUGGCAACCCAGUUUGAGAGCUGGUAUAAGACCUACCAGAAGCCAAUUAUUCAGAGCGAGUACGGAGCAGAAACCAUCACAGGGUUUCACGAGGACCCACCUCUGAUGUUCAGUGAAGAGUACCAGAAAGGCCUGCUUGAGCAGUAUCACGUGGUUCUGGAUCAAAAACGAAAAGAAUAUGUGGUUGGAGAGCUCAUCUGGAAUUUUGCUGAUUUUAUGACUGACCAGUCACCACAGAGGCCGAUAGGGAAUAGAAAAGGGAUCUUCACUCGUCAGAGACAACCGAAAAGUGCAGCAUUCCUGUUGCGAGAGAGAUACUGGAAACUUGCCAAUGAAACCAAGUGCCACCGGUCAGCUGUGAAGUCACAGUGCGUGGGAAACAGCCCGUUUACUUUUUAA